Tetrahymena thermophila SB210 is the source of this 1599-nucleotide messenger RNA. Its product is annotated as drug/metabolite transporter (DMT) superfamily protein, putative. Lineage: Eukaryota; Ciliophora; Oligohymenophorea; Hymenostomatida; Tetrahymenidae. The transcript is spliced from 3 exons. The record is from RefSeq and is a predicted model, not a curated record.
AUGAAUGCUGAUUUAGAAAAGCAAUUGAGUGAUUCUAGAUUUAAAAAAAAGCCAUCUAAAUCAGAAUAUAUAGAAAUGGAAGAAUAAAUAGAAUAACAGAAUGAAGAAUAAAGUUAAGAAUAGUAAUAAAAUCAGUAGCAAAUAAAUGUUGUUUAACCUUUAGAUUAAGGAGUGGGAAAUAGCAAAUCUUCUGUUAAUUUAGAAACUUAAGAGCAGAAAUCAGCCUAAAAUCAGGAAAGCUUAGCAGCAAAUGUUGAGAGAGUUUAGGCUUAGGAAAUUAUAAAUCAAAAAUAUAAAAUGGAUAAUUAUUUGGUUGGUGGUGGCCACACAUUUUUGUUUUAGCGCAAUAAUGUGAAUGAAUAAAGUGAUUAGGCAAUUGAUGAAAUAAAAGAAGAAGAUAAAAGCCAGAAAUAAAAUGACAGCGCAGAAGACUAAGAAAAAAAAAUACAGAUUGAAUAAAAUGAGAAAUUAUUAAAAGAAUAGGAAGACAUUACUAGUUAAAUUUUAUCUGGAAAUUUAAGAUUAGUUCACUUUUCAAAAAAAAUACCACGUUACAUUCCUUGGUUAGUGUUAUCGAUAUCAGUUGUCUUAGGUGCAUCUAUUCCAACUUCAAUUUUAGUUAUAGAUGCAAGCAGGUACGUUAAAGCUUUUUGGAGAUUUUAAAUGACAGUAUUUUGGAUUAUUCCCUUUUGUAUCUAUGAAUAUUUUGAUCCUUCCUACUAAAGAUAUUACAAAUGUGCUUAUAUAUUUUAAUUAGAUAAUAUGAAGCAAUCAUAUAUUUCAAGUUUAGGUAGUUCGAUAUGGUUUACAUUUAUUCUCUUUUCCUUUGACUAUACUUCUGUUUCUCAUUCUAUGCUUCUUGGCAGUUUAUCAAACUUUUUCAUGAGUGCAAUCAGAACUUUCAAGAAAGGAUCUAAAAAAAUAGAAUUAGAAGUUGUUGGCUUAACUCUUGUAAUUAUAGGAGUUUUUUUAGUUUUUAUUGAUUCUAUAACAAUGGAUGAACUUCAAAGCGAUAAAAGAUAUUAAGGAUUCGACAUGGUAGAUUUUUUAAACAGACCUUGGUGGGUGAGAAUUAUAGUUGGUGACUUUUUAUGUUUACUAACUUCAUUCAUUGUGUGCAGAUUUGGCAUGCUGAAGAAAGAUGAUUAAAUGAUUUAUCCAACUUACUUAAACUUAUUGAUGAUGUCGAUUUUUACAGCUAUGAACAUGUUCUUAGUAAGUUUAAUUACAGGUUGCACAUUUAGCACAAACGCUGAUGGAGUAUUUGCUCUUUUUACUCUUAAGUAUUUCUUUAUUUAUCUAGCUAUAGCAUUAUUUAGUGGACUUGGACUAUUUUUAAGUUACAUCUAUAUAUCUAAAUUUUUCGAACCUAUUGUAUCGGCUAGUGCUUAUCUGUUUGAACCCAUAGUUGCAACAAUAUUGAUUUAUAUUUUUAACAUAGAAUUUUUACCAGGACCAUUUGCAUGCUUAGGUUAUGUUUUUGUUCUCCCAGGUUAAUUUUUGAUUUUAUUGACAAGACAUUUAAUAUAAAUAAGAAUGAAUGCUUUAAAAUAAAAGCAAUUGCAGAUUUAAGAAAAAGAGUAAGCUAAACUACAAUGA